AUGGGUUCGGUCCGUCUUUUCCUGAUCUUUGUUUGUCCCCCCAAAGGCGUGAGAGGACGUUGCAGAUGUCCGGGACGGACACGACUUCUUCUAACGCUAGAAGACCACAGGAAGAAACCCGGGACCAGAGCAUGUCGUGAAAGACGCACACGGGGCGGGCGUGCUUCGGAUCAAUGUCCCCAGAAGCAAGGAGUAUGCCUGCGUGUUUCGACGAGAACACCGAAAAAACCUAAUUCAGCUCUACGUAAGAUAGCAAAAGUACGGUUGAGCAAUCGACAUGAUAUAUUUGCUCACAUUCCAGGCGAAGGUCAUAAUUCGCAGGAACAUUCUAUAGUCUUAGUCAGAGGGGGUAGAGUGAAAGAUUCGCCAGGGAAGAGGCUCUGA
Molecule: messenger RNA, 384 nt
Organism: Zea mays
Lineage: Eukaryota; Viridiplantae; Streptophyta; Magnoliopsida; Poales; Poaceae
Source: the annotation of a RefSeq genome assembly